AUGGAUAACCAACAAGGAGGUUUUGGACUUCUAUCCGCAAGCCAAAAAGUAAAGAUUAUGAACUACCUAACCAAAACUAAUUUACUAAGUAAAUUAACCUUAAAAAAUAUCCGCCCAAGGCCCAAACGGGGAGGAGAUGCUGACUGGCUGGCUGUCUGUGAGAUAUCACUUACCCAACGGG
Molecule: messenger RNA, 181 nt
Organism: Funneliformis geosporum
Lineage: Eukaryota; Fungi; Glomeromycota; Glomeromycetes; Glomerales; Glomeraceae
Source: the annotation of a GenBank genome assembly